Messenger RNA from Nicotiana tabacum (common tobacco), 924 nucleotides. The record is from RefSeq and is a predicted model, not a curated record. Lineage: Eukaryota; Viridiplantae; Streptophyta; Magnoliopsida; Solanales; Solanaceae.
AUGGGUUCCUCUACACCAGUUGCUAAUGCUGACAGCACCACUGUGUUCAAACAUUUAAUCCAAUUCAACCCAUCAUCUCAGUUGCCCAUUAAAUUGUCUGGCAGUCAUAAUUUCACUACAUGGAAGGCCCAAAUUGCCAUGCUACUCCAUGGUCAUCUUGAUGGUUCUACGCCAUCUCCUCCGAAAACAGUCACCACCAACAGCCGUGAGACGCCCAACCCGAAGUAUAAGGAUUGGUUUCGUCAAGAUAAACUGAUCCAAAAUGCUCUAAUGGCGUCUGUUGAUGCCACCAUUGCAUCCACUGUCGCUUCUGCAGCCAACUCUAUAGCUGUCUGGGAUCAACUCCAACUUCGUUCUCCUGUCGCUAAUGAAGAACUUGUGGUAAAAAUACUGAGCGGACUCGGCCCAGAGUUUCGUGAGAUCUCCGCAGUCAUACGGGCACGCGACUCUCCAAUCAGCUAUGAGGAACUUUUUGAUAAGCUCCUUGAUCAUGAGCUAUUUCUCAAACAUGAGGACCUUAAGAAAACUACCACACAAGUCACAUCAGUUGUUGCUCAACGCGUCACGAAUUCUUCACCAGCUCCACGCAACAAUCGACGCCCACCCAACAAUAACAACAAUUGGUGUGCCCCACAUAGACAGUCCAAUCAAAACGCCAAUCCCCACUGGCGCAAUUUUCCUAACCAAUCUCUUCAACCUCCACGUGUUCGGUGUCAACUAUGCGACCGCCUUGGCCAAAUAGCAAAUGUGUGCCGCUCACAUUCCCAUAACCACUUUGAAGCAAAGGCAAAUUUUGUUGCACAAACACCACCAACUGACCCCUGGAUUAUCGACUCAGGUGCCUCUCAUCACAUUACUUCUGACACUACUUCCCUUCACAAUGUUCAAGACUUCAAAAGGGAUUGGGGAAGUAACAAUGGGUAA